AUGACCGAGAGGACACCUACCAGCGAGGCAUUUCCGUUUCCACCAGGCCCCAAGUCGCCAGCUUUGUCUCAACACAGGAAUCCAUUCGCUACACCUUCAGGUGCUGGAACUCCAGGUAUAAGGACGCCGGGUGGUGGUUUACGUGCUUCCGCAUUCCAUCUGCCAGCUUCGAAGGGGAACACAUACUUCAGAUCUCGGAGAAUAAGGGAUGUAUCAACCAUAUCCAAGCCGUGGACGGCAAACCCAGACAAGAGUCAGAAGUGGCACACGAUCUUUCCUACCGUCGGACUUAUUGUAGGACUACUUGCAACGGCAGCUGCCGUCUAUCAAGGCACGACAACGGUGACCAACAACAAAUACUGCUCUGUCUACGAAGUCGACUUUGCCACAGAUGGACAGCUCGAUCCGAAUAUCUGGACGAAAGAGCUCAAUGUUGGUGGCUUUGGCAAUGGCGACUUCGCCGAGGCGACUGACUCCGAGGAGAAUGUCUUUAUCAAAGACGGCUACUUGCAUAUCAAGCCAACCCUCCAAGACGAGAAACUGAUUCAGGAGGACAGCUUCAUUGAUCUCACGAAGCAAGGUUGUAUCGGUGCGACAUGGAAAGACUGUCACGCAGUUACGAAUACCACGAACGGUACUAUUGUGCCGCCAGCAAGGUCUGCCCGUGUCAACACGAAGAAGGGAGUCUCUAUCCAGUACGGUCGAAUCGAGGUCGAAGCUCAAAUUCCCGAGGGUGACUGGCUAUGGCCUGCGGUAUGGAUGAUGCCAGUAGAGGACACCUACGGGGCCUGGCCAAACUCUGGCGAAAUCGACAUCAUGGAGUCUCGUGGCAACAACCAUACUUACAAGAUGGGCGGCAACAACAUUGCGAGCAGUGCCCUUCAUUGGGGACCUAACAAGGAUCUUGAUGCCUGGUACCAGACCCACAACAUGCGCGAGGCGCUGCACCAGUCUUAUACGAAAAGAACCUGGACUUUCGGUCUUGAGUGGUCUGAGAAGUAUCUUUUCACUUACAUUGAUGCGAGGCCGAAGCAAGUGCUCUAUACAUCCUUCAACAGGCCGUUCUGGCAGAGAGGCAAUUUCAAGCCUCAGCAAGAUGACAAUGGAACCAUGAUUGUGGAUCCCUGGUCACAAACCGGAAAGCCGAGUACGCCAUUUGAUCAGCCGUUCUACCUGAUUCUCAACGUCGCUGUUGGAGGAAACAAUGGGUGGUUCCCAGAUGGCCUCCAGAGCAAGCCUUGGGUCGACCUGAGUCCCAGCGCCAAGCUUGACUUUUGGAAUGCCAGAGACAAAUGGUAUCCUACGUGGGGCGAGAACAGUGCCAUGAAGAUCAAGUCUGUUAAGAUGUGGCAGCAGGCCGGUUACAGAGGAUGCACGGGUUGA
Molecule: messenger RNA, 1383 nt
Organism: Cyphellophora europaea CBS 101466
Lineage: Eukaryota; Fungi; Ascomycota; Eurotiomycetes; Chaetothyriales; Cyphellophoraceae
Exons: 6
Coding region: 1-1383 (460 amino acids)
Biological process (GO): carbohydrate metabolic process
Molecular function (GO): hydrolase activity, hydrolyzing O-glycosyl compounds
Source: RefSeq, a predicted model, not a curated record